GAGGGCUCUUAAGACCAGGCAGCCAGGACAUCAGACCACCUUUUGCUUCAGUCACUGUCACCCCGUGAUGCGGGCAAGUGCCUUGGCCUCUCUGGGUCUCAGGUCCUCUCCUGUCCAAGGUGUUGUGAGGCUUAUACAAGUCACUGGAGGUAAACGUGCUGAAGCUUAACCUCAGACAGGAGGGCUCCCUAAUAAGAGUUCCGUGUGGCCAGGGCUCCGUGUCACCCAUUAUUCAGGACCACAGGAAGAGCAGAGGAAGAGAAGGAACUGGUCAUUAUUUCCCAGGGGAAAAGGACCCAGAAAGUGUGUGACAAAGACAUGGAGGAAGCAGCAGGCACCUCCCUUCUCCUAGAGAACCCGGGGUUCCCGCAGCCCUGGCGAGGCUGGGCUCCAGGGGAGGAGGAGAUCAGGUGUCAGCUGCUGUGUGUAUAUAGCCCCAGGCCUCCGGGGCCAGGUUCACUGCUGAGGCCGGGGCCAGCCUGUGAAGAUGAAGCUGUCCAGCGCCAUCCCUUGGGCCUUGCUGCUCAGCACAGCCACAGUGGAUUCGUUAGACUGGCUCCCCCGGAAUACUAACUGUGGGGGAAUCCUCAAAGAAGAGUCUGGAGUGAUCGCCACCUAUUACGGACCGGAGACUAACUGUGUCUGGACUAUCCAGGUGCCACAAGAGUACCAAGUUAGGGUGACUAUCCAGAACCUCCACCUCAAUUGUGAUAAAGAGUCCCUGGAGAUUAUAGAUGGGCUACCAGGAUCUUCUGUCUUAGGGAAGAUUUGUGAAGGUUCACUCCUGGACUAUAGAUCUACUGCCAAUAUCAUGACUGUCAAGUACAUCAGAAAGCCUGACCACCCAACUUCUUCCUAUGAAGUGUUAUACUUUCAGGAUCCACAAGCUUAGUGAUCUCUGCUCAGGCUUGAGUGGACAAAUGUUGCAAAAGAGAACAGCAGUCCUUGAAGACCCUCUGGAGUCAGCUGCCCACAAGGAGAGGCAUCUUCUGAUCACCUGUCUAAUCACACCUGCUUCUCUCACCCUGUCACCUCCAUCCUUUCCAGCCCCCAGUCUCCUAACUGCAGAAAGAGUCCUUACUACUGGGCUUUAGAUUGUUGCCAUCUUGUGGUUACUUCCUUCUAUUUAUCACUAUAAUCAUUUUGAAUAA
Messenger RNA from Cervus elaphus (red deer), 1151 nucleotides. RefSeq names its product spermadhesin-1. The coding region runs from base 488 to 892 and encodes 134 amino acids. Lineage: Eukaryota; Metazoa; Chordata; Mammalia; Artiodactyla; Cervidae. The transcript has 5 exons. The record is from RefSeq and is a predicted model, not a curated record. Gene Ontology annotation, biological process: single fertilization.